Messenger RNA from Amphimedon queenslandica, 4327 nucleotides. RefSeq lists its product as uncharacterized. Gene Ontology annotation, molecular function: transmembrane receptor protein tyrosine kinase activity; ATP binding. NCBI's taxonomy places the organism in Eukaryota, Metazoa, Porifera, Demospongiae, Haplosclerida, Niphatidae. Gene Ontology annotation, cellular component: plasma membrane; signaling receptor complex. The record is from RefSeq and is a predicted model, not a curated record. Gene Ontology annotation, biological process: multicellular organism development; cell surface receptor protein tyrosine kinase signaling pathway; protein phosphorylation. The coding region runs from base 64 to 3999 and encodes 1311 amino acids. The transcript has 26 exons.
GUGUGUAUAAAAAGCUGAAUCUCUGCCCAAGUUAUAGAAAGAGAAAGGAAAGAGAGAGAGAAUAUGGAGAUCCUUAGCCCCCUGUCUUUCAUUGUAUUAUUAUUCUUGUUAUUAUCAUUUUCAGGUGCUACUAAUGAUGAUCUCCCAGGUAGUGGAGAUGGAGGAGAUGGAGGAGAUAAUGAAGAUGAUGAUAAUAAUGACAUCAUUUGUAUCAAUCCCCUCAACCUCUCAUCUCUUCAUCCUUCUUAUUUCUAUGAAGGCUCCAAUUUCACUCUUGGACUGCAACAUGGGUCCUGUAUCAGUGCCUGUUUGAAUCAGCUGAUAUUGGACAAUACUUUGUUUCAGGAAUUUCUCACUUUUGAUAAUGGCCUUUUUAUCUUAUCCCCUCUCUCUCCUAUCUUACAAGAUAAUCAAAGCUGUCAUAUCUGGGCACUGCUAAUGCAGUGUAGUAAAGGUUGCUAUUACAGCUCAACUGUCAAAGCAAAUACAAGUCUUUGUGAUAGUUUAUGUUAUGACAGUUGCUCUGGCAAUGAGGUUUGCAGCAGCGAUUGUGAUGAAGAUGUUUGUAUUACUGGUUGUAGUAUACCAUUUUCAAUGACUCAAGAAUUGAGUAGCGACACUAUUACUCUGCCCACAAUGGAGAUUAAGGAAACUUCCACCCUUGGAGUCUUUAAGGUUAACUGGACAAUGAAUGGUGUAGAAAGACUGAAAGAAGACCAGACAAAGGAAUGGGCUAAUACAACGUGGACACUGCUAUUAAACAUUACAGCUGUUUCUUAUGAUGGAAUGAAUAAAACGACCAUAUUCAAGAAUAUUCCUGCUUUAUUUACAGAGCUUGAUCUCCGGGAGUACAUUUGCUCCAAAGUACACUUAUCCUAUUCCUGGGUUAGCCCCAACGGCAGUUAUUAUAACAAUGGCACUGUCAGUAUUCUUAAUGUCAAAGGAGUAAACGUCACGCAGCCCAUCGCCAUAUCUGCUAUCACAAUUAGUAGGUAUUAUUCCUAUGACUACAGGAGAGGAUUCUUUGGCCAUUUUGUCGUUAACAUAUCAUGGGAUAAUCCACCCGACAUGGUUUCAAUAUCGCAUUACAAGAUAGUGAUUGAUCAUGCUCAGCAUUACAACCGAUGCCGUAAUGCCAUUUUUGAUGUAAUGCCUGACUUUAAUAAUAUGAGGACUAAUUAUUUAAUUCGAGCUGAGGACCCAGAUGAUCCUCCUUUUGCUCGCUGCCAGUAUAAUCUAAAAAUUGUCAGUAUACCAGUUCACAGUUCAUUCAAUCCUGCUAGUGCAGUCUGGUACCUCUCAUUACCCAACUAUGAGCCUGAUGAUCUCAUCAUUUCAUGUUCACAUCAAUUGAAGCCUAAUGGUCUCUCUUAUGUUGUUCAUAUGUCUGUACAAUUAACACCGUACAUAGCCAAUGAAGAAGUCAUUGAUAAGAUAUCAGUUAUACCUGAUCUCAUUGAGUAUGGCAGCUCUGGGAAUGUCAUUGAUCAAGAUGCUGGGGCACUUGUAGAUUUCAAUAUUGAUACUAAUGAGACUGAUUAUCAUUUUGUACUAAAUUCCGGGUUUUACCCUCAAUCAACCAACAAUUUCAAAUAUGAACUAUCAGUAUCAAUAGAAUGGCUGAAUCUAAUAGCAUUUAAGCCAAUCAUACAGAAUUACAAGUGUUCCUUCAAUCCUUUGUCUCCUCUGCCUGGCCCUAUCACUGAUGUCCGACUGCUUGCUCCUGUCUCCAAGCCUAACAGUUAUUCCGUACACUUGUCACUCUCAUGGAGUCCUCCUACCAGUUUCAAUGGUGUUUUUAAACUUUAUGAGCUUGUAUUGGUAACAGAUCCAAAGAAUGGCUCAGAAGAAAUAUCACAGUCGAGCCAAACACCACGAAAGACAAUUGAACAAGUUGACUUGACAACAGACGUUUGGGUCCCACAGUUUAUACCAAGAGAUGAUGUCCAUUGCAUGUAUAUUCAAAUAAGAGCUCAUAAUGGAUUCAGAGGUGGUAAUUGGAGCGUCCCAUUGUUGAUACCGUUAGAUGAAGAGUGUCUCCCAUCAACCAUUGAGACAAUGCUACCAUCCAUUACUGCAGCCAUCACUUCAGCCACUACUCCAGGGAAUACUGCAAGCAAUACUGCAGCCACUACUGCAGGGACAAAUACUGCAGAGAAUACUGCAAGCAAUACUGCAGGGACAAAUACUGCAGAAAAUACUGCAGGGAAUAUUCCAGCUAGUACUGCAUGGAAUACUGCAGUCAGUACUGCAGCUAGUACUGUAGCCAGCACAACUUCAUCAGCUAUUACUGUCACUAAACCAACCUCUACUUCAUCUAGCACCGGUAGACUUAGCCCUGCAGCAACAACUGGGCUUGGAUUUGGAAUUGUACUCAUAUUAUUAUUAAUUUGCUCAUUGUUUGUCCUUUGUCUGUUCUGGCAAAUGAGACGACGAAAGAGAAGACUAGAAUUUAUCCAAGAGGAUAUAUUUAGUGAUCCUAUUUUCCAUCAAAUGGGUCCAAGGACUACAGUUAAUUUUAUAUCAUUGACAGAGAAUGCUGUCCUUCAUGAUGACUGGGAAAUACCAGCUGCAAUGGUUAUAUUGGAGUGUGAGAUAGGACAAGGUGAAUUUGGAGAGGUAUACAGAGGAAUGCUAACUGAUCCUACGGUCACGCCUCACACCAGAAAAAUACUCAAAGAGACGUAUUCCAGCAGUGUUGCUGUGAAAUUAUUGAAACCUUCGGCCACUGGGAGUGAGAAGAAAGAUUUCUUAAAUGAAAUAGAAUUGAUGAAACAAAUAAGUCAAGGGCACAAUUCACACGUUGUCAAUAUGGUGGGUUGUGUUACAGCACAGGAGCCACUCUGCCUCAUCACUGAGUUUGUUAAACACGGAGAUCUUCUCUCCUACCUGAGGGCUACUAGGAAAAGAAUUCCUGAAGAUAAAGUUAAUCCAUAUCCUGAUCUUGGAGAGUUGCAAUCUUCAGAUCUUCUUUCAUUUGCUUACCAGAUAGCAACCGGAAUGGAAUUCUUAUCAAGCCUCGACAUAGUACAUCGUGAUUUGGCUUGUCGUAACGUCCUCAUUGGUGAUUCUAAGAACCUCAAAAUAUCGGACUACGGGAUGUCAAGAAUGGUCCAAGCUGGUGACACGUACGUCAAGUCAACAAAAGGAAAACUCCCUUUGAAAUGGAUGGCAAUUGAGUCAAUAACUGAUCGUGAAUUUACUAGUGCUUCUGACGUGUGGGCGUACGGUGUGACAUUGUGGGAGAUUGGUACUCUAGGGGGUUUUCCUUAUCCCACUGUUGGUAAUGAUGAGUUGUUGAUAAGGCUGAAGCAAGGAUACAGGAUGGAGUGCCCUGAUAACUGUUCAAAAGAAAUUUAUGAUAUAAUGCUUGAGUGUUGGAACGAGUCUCCUCUUAAGAGACCCACGUUUUCCGUGUUGCGUCAAAAAGUUGACAAGCUCCUGAGUGCCCAGCAGUCCAAUGCUUACAUUGAUCUAAGGACGGAUGAGGGUAACGAUAUCUACACUGCACCACCAGAAGAGGAAGAGGAGGAGCAAAUGAAUAAGAUGAAGAGAGGGUCGUCCAAUUCAAAUACCAGCCUCAGCAGCUCUGCUAAUGAGAACGAUCCAUUGAGAGCCUCAAAUCCUUUGUUUCUUGAGAUUGAAACAACCUCUGGACGCUCUUCGCUCUCUCCUCCUCCAUCCUCGUCUCCUCUCCAUGUGUUUCCAAACGGUUCAGCCAAACCUCAUGAAACGUCUUCACUUUAUCUCUCGCCUAGAGCCACGCCAAAGCCUUCCCCGAUACGACUCAUACCAUCUCCUAGGCGACCAAUCAGCCUUGCUCUAUGGGAUGGCGCUAAAGAGAAUCCUUACGUUGAUGAGCCGGCAGGAAAAACAGGAGGAGUAGGGAGAGUGGGAGGAGGUGGAAAGAGUGGGAGCAGUGUUGUUCCUGUGAUAAGAGUGUCAGCCAGCACUCCUUCAUCGCCCACACACUCCAAACAGGAUGCUCACAAGGAGUGAUACUAACUGUCUUCAUUUAAUUGUUCGUUCACGCCUUCUUAAAUCCAGUACAGUAAUCAUUGCCCUCUGACAUUAACUAUAUUAUACUGUAUAUAUAUAUAUAUAUAUAUUACAUCAUAGUGAUAAUAAUGAUUUUUUAUUAUUCUCUGAUUGUUGACUCCAAGUGUGUCUUGAGGUGUGUCAGCAUAUUUCAGUAUUAUAUUAUUAGUAUUGCUUUUGUUACUUUCAUUAUUAUUGCUAUUUUUAUUUUUGCUAUUGUUAUUGUGUAAUGUGGUUUUCUUUGUGGUUCUCUGUUUGUUUGCUUUUUUAAAGGUUUUCCCUUCAUAAA